UGGCGCGCAGCCUUCUCAUCCAUCGACAUUGAGUUCACUCAAUGGGUCAGUCCUCCGUAUCAGUAUUCCGUGGGCAACCUAUCCCGCCCUCCUCCAUUUGGAGAUUGAGGCUCCGCAGCCUAAGCUCGCGAGUAGCAGAUGCUGCGCACUCUUGAAACCGGUGCUUGUCGGCCGCAGCUCUGUCCAGACAGAGCAAGUGGUAUCGGGCUCAUCAUCCCCCCGGCGGUUGCGACAGGUCUGCUGCCUGCAGUCCGACAGGCAAGCUGGCCGUAGCUCCAGACACACACGAGCUCUGCCAGUCGUGUAGCUACAGCGCUUUUUUGCAGCCUCUCGGAUGGCAGUUGACGAGGUCAAGUACCCGCCCGGGUUCGGCUCGGCAGAUGUCGUGUCUUACGGCAUAUCGGGCCUCGUCGUCCUCGACAAGGACUCGCAAACUGUCAUCAAGACGCCGCUUUUCGACGACUGCGAGUUGUCCCUCUCUCGGGAACGUGACAUCUACGAACGGCUCACAGAGCGGGGCGGCCAUCAAGGGCUUCUCCGUUACUACGGCACUGUCGGCGCGGGUAUCCGAUUGGAGUAUGCGCCGAACGGUGAUAUCCGGACAUGGUAUGCCCGAGGAAAGGAGCCCGGUACAACGGUUGAGCAGCGUCGAGAAUGGGCCAUCCAGAUUGCGGAGGCUCUUGGGUUCGUUCAUUCUGCCGGAGUCAUUCAUGGCGAUCUGAUAUGUCGCAAUAUCUUUCUCGACAAGGACCUCCGCGCCAAGGUCGCAGACUUCGCCGGCUCCUCGCUGGACGGUGCUGAACUUGACACGCUAUAGCGAGCUGCAAGGUGUGGAUACAACGGUGGGAUCGUAGCAGAGCAUCGGAAUGCAAAGAGAGUGCGUUGUUCUAGUACAAAGGAAAGCUAAGGACUGAACAGAGCGUGGUAUAUAUAUAUCUAGGAGUGGGGAAACUAUGGCCAGUGCGCUCUACCAAGCUCUAGGCCCUUUACCUCUAACGUGACAUACCCCCUAGUUGUUUAAUAGAGCGCCUAAGUAUAUAUAGUUGAA
Thermothielavioides terrestris NRRL 8126 is the source of this 1048-nucleotide messenger RNA. RefSeq lists its product as uncharacterized. Gene Ontology annotation, molecular function: ATP binding; protein tyrosine kinase activity. The coding region runs from base 335 to 817 and encodes 160 amino acids. Lineage: Eukaryota; Fungi; Ascomycota; Sordariomycetes; Sordariales; Chaetomiaceae. The transcript has a single exon. Gene Ontology annotation, biological process: protein phosphorylation. The record is from RefSeq and is a predicted model, not a curated record.